Papaver somniferum (opium poppy) is the source of this 1036-nucleotide messenger RNA. Its product is annotated as pollen-specific leucine-rich repeat extensin-like protein 3. Bases 28 to 840 code for a protein of 270 amino acids. NCBI's taxonomy places the organism in Eukaryota, Viridiplantae, Streptophyta, Magnoliopsida, Ranunculales, Papaveraceae. The record is from RefSeq and is a predicted model, not a curated record. The transcript is spliced from 2 exons.
AGUAAUAUCACUACUUAAGUUGUAGCAAUGGCUUCAAAAGCUUUAGUCUUUUUGUUAGUCUCUCUUCUUGUAGUUGCAUCACAGGCAUCACACUUGAUUCCACCACCACCACCAAAGGUUCCUGUUGUAUCUCCAGUGAAAGCUCCUCUAAAACCCUCAUAUCCACCAACUCCCGUCACAGUACGAGCUCCACCACCACCUCCUAUCCAAGUCCUAACUCCACCAAAAACUCCACCUCCCCCAGUCCAAUCAAGAACGCCACUACCCCCUGUCAGAACCCCACCACCUCCUUCCAGAGCACGAGCUCCGCCACCUCCUAUCAAAGCACGAGCUCCACCAUCUCCUUACACAGCAAGAACCCCACCACCUCCUGCUAGAACACGAACUCCACCACCUCCUGUCAGAACUCGAGCUCCACCACCUCCUUACAUAGCAAUAACCCCACCACCUCCUGUUAGAACACGAGCUCCACCACCUCCUGUCAGAACACGAGCUCCACCACCUCCUUACACAGCACGAACUCCACCACCUCCUAUUAGAUCCAUAGCUCCACCACCUCCUGUCACAUCCAUAUACCCACCACCACCUGCCGUAGUAGAGAGCCCUCCACUGAGGGUGCAGCAUCCUGUCCCUUUGUCAGCUUGCCAUGGGCUAUGUGUGACUAGAUGUGCAAAAUCUAAAAGAAAGAAGUAUUGUAUGAGAUCUUGUAAGACGUGUUGUAAACGAUGCAGAUGUGUUCCAUUCGGUACUCAUGGUCAUUUCGAAACUUGUCCAAAAUGUUACCGUGCACAGAGGACUAGAGGCAACAAACACAAGUGCCCUAAAAUUUAUUCAAUGUAGCCAUAGCUAGAUCACCAGGAAUUUCUUUGUAUUUGGGUAUCUUGGAUUUGAUGAUAACUUCCUUAGUGAUUUCUAUUCACCAGGAUUCUUAUUAUAUAAAACAAUAGUAUCCCUUUUGGGAAUACAAAAGUUAUGGCGGAGAUAAUCUCCUCAUUACAAUAAUUAUGACAGGAGAUAUUCUCCUUAAUAAAAAUAA